This is a messenger RNA of Pteronotus mesoamericanus, 472 nucleotides long. Its product is annotated as 60S ribosomal protein L36a-like. The transcript has 2 exons. Lineage: Eukaryota; Metazoa; Chordata; Mammalia; Chiroptera; Mormoopidae. The coding region runs from base 1 to 378 and encodes 125 amino acids. Gene Ontology annotation, biological process: translation. Gene Ontology annotation, molecular function: structural constituent of ribosome. Gene Ontology annotation, cellular component: ribosome; cytosolic large ribosomal subunit. The record is from RefSeq and is a predicted model, not a curated record.
AUGAAUGAGAAGGCGGCAGAGGGCCUUGCAUCACGGAGCCUUGAGGAGCAUGACUCACACCCUGAUGGUCCUAAAACCCAAAGGACAUUCUGUAAGAAGUGUGGAAAGCAUCAGCCUCACAAAGUGACCCAGUAUAAGAAGGGCAAGGAUUCCCUGUACGCCCAGGGGAAACAGCGCUAUAAUUGGAAGCAGAGUGGCUACGGCGGGCAGACGAAGUCGAUUUUUCGAAAGAAGGCUAAAACGACAGAGAAGAUUGUGCUGAGGCUUGAAUGUGUUGAGCUUAACUGCAGAUCCAAGAGGAUGCUGGCCAUUAAGAGAUGCAAGCAUUUUGAACUGGGAGGAGAUAAGAAGAGAAAGGGCCAAGUGAUCCAGUUCUAAGCUUUGGGAUUCUUUUAUUUUUUGAAAGGAAAAUGUUGUAGUAGUAGAAAAAUUACCUGUAUGAAAAUAAAUGCAGUGAUAUUCUUACUAAAAA